Molecule: messenger RNA, 5159 nt
Organism: Dromaius novaehollandiae (emu)
Lineage: Eukaryota; Metazoa; Chordata; Aves; Casuariiformes; Dromaiidae
Gene: CLDN25
Product: claudin 25
Exons: 1
Coding region: 4039-4731 (230 amino acids)
Biological process (GO): cell adhesion; bicellular tight junction assembly
Cellular component (GO): plasma membrane; bicellular tight junction
Molecular function (GO): structural molecule activity
Source: RefSeq, a predicted model, not a curated record
GGGCUGCAGGCAAAACUUCCCCCCGUCCCGGGCUACGAGAGCGGGAGCUCAGGCCGAUCGCACCAAGGCCAAGUGCGGUUUGACCAGCGAUUUAAACGGAGCAGAGGGAAUUCAGCCUCGGGACGGACUGGCUUGUGCAACCUCCUCCUGCUGCCUGUGGCUUCUGCCUGUGCCAGCCUGAAACGCAGGCAACACACCUGAUGGGGACUUCUGCGUGCUAGGGCCAGCACAGGAGACCUUCCCCCCAACCACGUGUGCCACGUGCCUACCGCGGGUGGAGGAACAGGAUUUGUCACCGCGGGAGCCCCGUGAGGAAGCAGCAGCAGAACGGCCCUCCGUCCCUGCUAGACAGCGGGAAGCAGGAUGUGUGCCCGGCAGAGAAAACUACCUGUAACGAAAACAAACAGAUCCUCACGCCCGUGCUCUCCCCUUAGAGACUCCCCUCUCCUGCCUGCUCCGCGUUCCAGGAAAUCAUUUCUCGCCGACGAAGCUGCAGCGGCUCCGUCCUAGAGACGGAGGCACGGAGGAACCGGCUGAUGCGCGGGCCGGUAGCGCCCACGCUGAGGGUCUCUCCAGCACUGAAGUCACUUUCUCAACAGCAAACUCGCACAGUCCGUCACAAACGUUCAGCAGAGUCCCCGGGCUGACGUUCAAGCGUUCGGCCCUUAGAGGAGGGAGCAGGUUCUCGGGAGAGCUCUCGUUCGGGCGGCCGCAUCCGUGGGCAGAUCCUUUGGGGACCUCGGCAGGUUGGGCGCUUCGGAAGCCAGCGCAGCGCAACACGCGUGUCCCCCUCCUCCGGGGACUCUGCCAGCAGUCCCCCACCCUCCGAGAUGCCGAGCAGCAUCUGCCAGCAUCCUUCGAGCACGCGAAUGGCGGAAAGCCAGCCCCGGCAGCCGCGCCGCACCGAACGCCUCGUGCCACCCCCUCCCACGGCUGCAGGUUUCGCCUUGUGCAUCUGCGUCGCCGCUGGCGGGUUUCCACGGCUGAGUCCUCCCUUCGCUAGCCGCACGCAAAGGCCCACGCCGGGGACCAGCCCGAGACCCUCCAACCUGAGCUGCACGUCACAGACCGCUCCCGGGGCUUAAACUCCGGUCCUUGCCCACGACAGCACCCACACCGCUGCGAUAACGAAGAAGAAACAGCGAUUUACCAGCCUUCCCCCCGAAUAUCCUUCUUGAUAAGAAAGAAGGCAGAGAAUGAGAGAUUAGUCACUAAUCUCCCCAUGAAAAUGAAACUCUGAAAGCUCGACACCGUGUCCCCUCUGCGUGCCUGGGCACAGAGGGACAGAUGGGAAGCAAGUGUGAACAGGAAGGUAGGACUUUCCUGAUGAAGCGAUCCAUCUUCUUUUUCCCCCCGCCCUUUUCUUUCUAUUCUGUUUUCUUUCAGUGAGGACAGGUACAAUUUUCCCAAACUGACAUCCUAGUUCUCCGUCCCGCACCUCCGUGUCCCGCUUCCUCUGGCGCUCGCACAGAGAUAACCCCAGGGACCGGCCGACGUUGCUCUGAUGACAGAUGUUUGCAGAGCACUUUCUGAGGAUGUGAGGCACCCGAGCAAGGCUGAAGUCCAGCCCCCGGUGCAACACGGAGAUUUCUAGGAUCUCCGUCUCUGCCUUGAGAGCAGCGGGGCUCCAUCGCGUGGGCUCUGCCCUCCGGUAACGGCCGCUGCUGCAACGAGGCGCUCCGAAGGCGCAAGUUUGUCCUGUGGGGCUUUCCUCAGGGAGAGCGCAGAUAAACGUUUCCCUCGGCAGCGAGCGCGCGGCAGCAUGCGGGAGCGCGGCGAAAGCUGUGCUCCCUGCAGACGCAGCAGCACGCUGCAACCCCUCUCCCCGGCUGAGCUCUUAGAAUGAAGCGCCGGAUGACGGGUGGCACUUUGCCUGCCCCCGAAGCAGCAAGCACCGCUGCGAGCACGGCUCUGUCCGUCUGCAGGUGUACGCGGAAGGAGCAGAACUAAGCGUGUCGUUAGGGACCACUCCCACAAUACAAGAAAUAGGUUAUUUGGAGCAGGAACCACUUCCGUUCCGGCCUUGGCGGUCUGGGACAUAAGGCUCCCUCCCCGCAACACUGCUGAGGGGAGAAGACCGCUCUCCGUGGAGAAGGCCACGAGGAAUUCAGAGACGAUUACUACAUUUUAAAAGAUCUCCUCACUUAUUAGGAGCAGUGUGAGAGUCUAGAAAUCUCAUUUUCUUCCCCGGUGUAGGAGGGAGAAUCUUCUACAGAAAGCAGAGCGGGACUGAGCCAGGACCUCACCGUACCUUGCUUCGACACCGAUGCAGGCACAAAUCUUUGGACUUCACUUUGUCACAGCUCCACUCCUCCGCCCCCCGACAUGGGGCUGUGCAGUCCGACUUCCCAGAUUACACCCAUCGCCGCAGGGCAGCUAAGCCCAGAGCAGAAGCUGCCUCUCCCCCCGCAGCAGCUUGCAGGACUUAACUGAUGCCUGUUGGUAAAGCUGCUAUUCAAAGAAAACGUGCUCGAGCCAAACCAACCGCUGUUGUCACUCGGCUUGUUGUGAAAGUGCUUCGCAGCUGGGAGCCUUCCAGCCUGCACGCUGAGCAAAGAGGUCGCGAUUUCCUCUGCUCCUCCAGCAACCGCGGGGACGGCAGAGAGAGGUGCGACCUCCCCGGGGGUCCCCAGCCACGGCUGAAUUCUCCCUGCAGCUCUCGAAAGCUCCUUGCAUAGCUGUUUAAGGACUGACUAAGGCUCGAUGCCUUAAAAGCCUCCUGAGAACAGCGUAAAGCUGCAGUCGCUUAGCGGGGAGAGGCGUUCUCCUCCACGUGUCCUGCCUCCCGCAGCGGGUCAAGGGCUCGCUCCCCUUCCAGCCCCGCCGCGGCUGGAGCUGCCGCUCGUUCGGAGGCGCUUUCUCUGCCAAGACUCUCACUUCGGGGUUUCCGAGGCUCAGAGGAUUUGCAUACUUUUGCUUAACCCUCCUGCGCGCGGUGAGGCAGCCACAGCUCCACCGGACUCGCUGCUGCUCGCAAGCUGAGUUUGUCCUGAAGCAACACUGCCUGCACCCAGAACAAAAACUGUCCCCUGUCCUCCGAGGACUUCUGGGGAUGACCUCCCCAACGAGGAGCCCAAACCCACUACCUUAUCUUCUCCCUGCCCAGAGCACCCACCCCCUUCUCGCUGGGUUUGUCGCCCUUUUUGCCCCUUCUCUUCCCCACUCGCCCGUGCUGGUCUCCACGGUUCUUCAGUCUUUGCUCUGUUACUUGCUGCCAUUAUCAUUCCCCUCGUGGUUUUUCCCUUUCCCAGCGAGGCGCACGCUGCUGCUGCUGCAUACCAGCUGCUGGCCCCCCAGGAGGGGAGCCACGGCCAUCUGUGCGGAGCAGACAGCCGGCGAAGCCAACGAGAGGGCCCCGGCGGCCCCCGAGCAGCCCCCAGGGCAGAAGCUGCAAAGACGAACCAUCGGACUCGGCCCCAGCACCGCGGCUCCCGCCGUUUCGCGGCCGCGGAGCACGAGCCCCGCGUUGCCGCAAUCCCGCGGGCUGCCCGAGGCGCCGCGCAGGCUCCCCCUGCCCCAGCCGGGCUGCUGAGCUGCUCGGGACUCUCCCCGCAUCCCGGCUCGGACCGGGAAACGCUGCUUUACGGGCCGUGGCCCGGCGCCGGGUUGCACAAGCCACCAAGCACCACGCGCUCGGCGGUGAGGGGGAAGGAAAGGGGAGAGGGGACCUGACCGCGGCUUGAUGCUCGGCUUUCCAGAGCAGACACUUACCGCGUUGUACCCAGUUUUUCCUGCCUGGCCAGGAGUGCUUUCUUUCAAACACAGAAAAACCAACAAGACGUGAAAAUGAUCGUGGCCACACCCAGGAAUUAGAGGUAUAAGCUUGAAUCCCCCCCCCCCCCCCCCGGACUCCUCUGAAAGCCAGAAACAAACAGCAGCGCUCCGUCAGUAGCCCGUCAACUGAAACAGCACAUUCAUGGAAAUCCACGCCAUAAAAACACAGCUCCAAAAGUGUUAAUAGCAAAAGCUUCUGCUCACCUACGCUUAUCUCAGCCCCACCGGCGGAGCCGCAGCACAGUUCGCCGCCGCAGCACGAGCAUGGCUUGGAGCUGUAACGCUACGGUCCAGCUGGGUGGAAUGCUGCUGGCGCUCUUCGGGUGGCUCUCGUCCUGCGUGACGACUGUCGUGCCGCUCUGGAAGAACCUCAACUUGGACUUAAAUGAACUGGAGAUCUGGAACAUGGGGCUCUGGCAAGUCUGCAUAAUCCAGGAGGAAGGAGCCAUGGAGUGCAAAGCCCACGAGUCCUUCCUCGCGCUGCCCCCGGACCUGCGGGUGUCCCGGAUCCUGAUGUGCCUUUCCAACGGACUGGGGUUCCUCGGGUUUGUUCUCUCUGGCCUGGGGCUGGACUGCUGGAAAACGUGUGAAGAGAAGCCUGGACUAAAGAAACGGCUACUGCUUUCCGGAGGGGCAGCUUUCGGCACGUCAGGGAUUAUGACCCUCAUCCCCGUUUCCUGGGUCGCCUAUAACACGGUGCUCGAGUUCUGGGACGAAACUGUUCCUGACAUUGUCCCGAGAUGGGAAUUUGGGGAGGCAACGUUCCUGGGGUGGUUUGCGGGCUUCUUCCUUGCGGCAGGCGGGUUGCUCCUUAUCUAUACCACCUGCUUACGAAGGACUGAAACGCCAUCGGCGCCUGCAGCGCUUUGCCGCCAACGCGCAGAGAUGCAGGGGCCAGCCGGGACGUCACCGUGGAGCCACCACUCACACCCCAAAAACGCAGAUCUGGUAAUCUAAGACUCGCAGCACAGCGUCCUGUGCAGUUCCUGGCUGUUCGGAUUUCAGAGACAGUUCUCGUGUUUUACAGGAUGAUUUGCUAGUUCCUAAGACAGGGUCGCAGAUUUUUUUUCUUCCUGUGUAUCUGCCUGUCUCUCUCUCUCUCUUUUUUUUUUUUUUUCAAGAGCAACAGCUUUCUCUGCAGCACUUGCAGAGCGAGCCUAGCAUUCUGAGCCAAGGAGGCAAACACAGAGCAGUAAAGAGCACUUUGUAUUUCUGGCUACAUUUGCAAUAUAGUCCCUUCUUGAUUACGCUAUGUUAGCAUGUCCCUGGAAAUUUCCAAUAGUCAAGAAUGUAAUCAUUGUAACAUCUAUGACCAAACUAAAAAGUUCAUUCCUUGAAUGUCCGUUUCACUUUGAUGUAUUCAGAAUAAAUUAUUUCAGUUGUCA